Molecule: messenger RNA, 894 nt
Organism: Coniophora puteana RWD-64-598 SS2
Lineage: Eukaryota; Fungi; Basidiomycota; Agaricomycetes; Boletales; Coniophoraceae
Exons: 15
Coding region: 1-894 (297 amino acids)
Source: RefSeq, a predicted model, not a curated record
AUGUCUGAACUGUGGCCUUCGAACUAUAUAUCGACCGAGGUCGGACAGCAGACGGCAAAGUACACGAAUUCGGCAUUGGGUCUUCUGGUCUAUGACUAUUUCUUGACGCUCCCGGGCGAGGCCUACUGGAUAUGGGGCAAGCCAUGGGAUCUCGUCCGCGUGUUGUUCACUCUCUCGCGCUACCUCCCUUUUGGCGCUGUUGCGAUGAACGGCUAUGCUGCGUACGCCAAUCAUGCUCAUCAAAACUGCACGAAUUUGAACGUUGGCUCAUUUGUUGUACAUCUACUCGGUAUUGUUGCGGUAGAAGCUCUAUUAACUAUCCGAACCUGGGCCUACUGGGAGCGCUCUAAACGAAUGCUUGUGUGUCUGGGUAUCUUUGCCACCCUCUGUCUCGUUGCUGGCGCUAUAAGCUCUGUAUACGCUAGAGUAUCCACAGCUGUGGAGUUCGGCCACGAUCCAUUCGUGGACACGUCGUGCGAGUACCAAGCUGACCGGAGGACAGGCAUGGCCUACGUCUUCGUCUUCGUGUACGAAUUGCUUCUUCUGAUAUUGACGGCGUACCGCCGCUUUUACAUGAAGAACAAGUUUCGAAGUGUGGUCCUGGACACGCUCUGCUGGGACGGUAUCAAGAUACUUCUCUGUCAAUUACUGCUUUCCGUCUUGACUAUCGCCACCAUCCUCGGCUUUCCGAUCUCAUACGACGAGUCCUUCGACUGUCCACAGGUCGUCAUACACAGCGUCCUCGCGACGCGCAUACUAUUUAAUUUACGAGAAAGCGACAAACAUGCCCACGAGGAGAGCACGAUCGUGCCUCGGGCGCGUGCACGCUAUACGUACGAUGCCGGCGUGCAUCCGAGCGCAAGUUCUGAUGCUAUACCGCUGCGUUCGAUAUAA